UAUUAUAGUUUAUUGAUGUUAACAUUUUAGAUAAUUCAACAAUGACAAUUUAUACUAUUCAUAAAACUUUCAUAAAUCAAGCUCGAUUUUUUUUUUUUAAUAUAAAAAUUCAUUUAUGUUUUAAUUUGCAGGAUAACAGUAUUAAACUGGUUUGAACAUUUCAAACCAACUUUUAUUCCAACCAAAUAGAGAAACAACAGAUAGAGCGACCCCACAAACCAAGAUUCCAAACCAACAUUACAUUCCCCAUCAUUGACAGCAAAAUAAUAUUAAUUCGUUAAAAAACAAUUUUAAAUACUAAUUUGAUUAAUUCACUAUUUACUUCACUAUGUAUAUAAUAAUCCCUCACGCAUGUUUCCUUUCAUCUGUUGCUACCAAAUUACAAACCAACCAUUUUUCUUUUUCUCUUCCAAAUUUUUCAUGGAGAGUUCAAUGAACAAUGCCUUCAUUAUGGGAAAACAUGAAACGGCGACGUUUACAGGCGACCAAAAUCCAGAAGAAAGUAGCUGGACGAUGUACUUUGAGGAUUUCUUCGAGGCUUCUUCAAGCAUAGUUGACGUCGGAGAUUGCAGCUCUUCCUCCGUCUCCGAUGCAGCGUCGUUCGUGGCCACUAAGAAGACCCUCCACGUGUCGAAGCAAGAAGGAUCUAAUUUGGACAUCAAGAGGACGAGAAAUAGAGAGAUUCCUUUUGGUCGUCGUCAUGAUCUUGAAGACACUGCCUCUUCUCCUUCUCAUAGCCCUAACGUCUAUAGCAUGAUGAACCUACAGGACAACAACACUAGACACGGGGGUGGUAUUGUGGCUGAUGACACAAAUAAUGAGAAAAGAGAGAGUGCAGUGCAAAACCAAGGUGGAUUAUCAAUAGACUUGAAGAAAAAGGGGCUUUGUUUAGUUCCUUUGUCUAUGGUCACCAAUUUUCUUGGUUGAUUAUAAAUAACAAUCCUUAUUCAUUCUUUUGGUUUCCAAUAAUUUUUUUCCUUCUAGAAUAUUAAUAUUUGGUAGAUUUUUUUCAGUCAUAUGUAAUAUAUGUUAUUCACUUAAUUGUUGAGAUAUGCUUAUGUAACAAAUUACAUAUGGCAUGUGAGUUUUAUGGACAUUCAUAUUUUUAUUGGAAUAUAUGUAUAUAUAU
Messenger RNA from Arabidopsis lyrata subsp. lyrata, 1129 nucleotides. RefSeq lists its product as uncharacterized. Lineage: Eukaryota; Viridiplantae; Streptophyta; Magnoliopsida; Brassicales; Brassicaceae. Gene Ontology annotation, biological process: xylem development; multidimensional cell growth. The transcript has 3 exons. The coding region runs from base 352 to 927 and encodes 191 amino acids. The record is from RefSeq and is a predicted model, not a curated record.